AUGGAGUUUGUGGAUGCAAUUGGGGAGCUCAAAGCUCUACCAGAAGGGACACAUAUCCUUUGUCCGCGACAAAACGAGAAUGAUUAUGGACGCUACGAUGACCUUUCUCAAGUACAUGAGAAUGGAAAGAGUACCCAAGAUAUUGUCACCGAGGCCAGGUUGCGGAAAGAGAAGUUUCUCCUCUCGAUGCGUAUUCUCGCCUACAAUUCCGAAGGAGUGGAAGAAAUGCAGACUUGGAUGUUGAGCAAGUUGGACGCAUGUCUCGAAAAAUGCGACCUUUGCAUCAAACAUUACUAUACCGGCAAAGUUUGGCUCAUGGACCAGUUGAAGGAAACCUAUCAAGACGAAGAUAUCGAGGAAUUUGCCAGGCGAUUGAACGGCUGGGAUGUGAAACGCAUUACGAGAAAUCUGGCAACGGCUACUGCCCAACUGAAAGGUGUUUCUCCAGAGGAGAUCAAUCUCAGCAUCUUGGACCGGGCUGCAUUGCUGUCCAUAUUCGAGACCUUGAGUUGUGAAGCGAUGCUUCAGAGCGAUCAACUUCUUCAGGAACAUUUUGAUGAGCCUUUCAGACUGAUACAAUCGAGAAGGUCUCUGAAAAUCUCCGACUAUGUCCCCGCAGUUACUCGCUUCCUCUUUGAUUCCAAUCAAGCCCGUAGUUUCUGGGCGAUCUCUACUUGGACCCGGUAUGGUCGACCUCCGACCCGCGAGGAGUUUGACUGGGCUAUCCGAGAUGGGCUCUUGAGUGCACUGCAAGCCGGGUCACAAGCCGCAAAUCAAAUGCCACAGCAGCUCGCAGUAGUCCAGCGCCUGUGGCGGGGAAUGCAGCUCAUUGUUCGAAAGUUGGACAAGGAUCAGAUCACACAUCAUCUACGAGCGCUAGACAUUGAUCCGUGCCGUCUUUCUGUGGAUCAUCUACACUUACAGACCCCGGGGCUGAGAUUCCUCAUGAACACCAUUCAACUUUUCCUUGAGAAAGCGCCUGGUGACUUCUGGGACGCAAUGCAGACCAUUUCUCCUCAGGCCAUUGUCGAACAAGUCUUUGCGAACCCCCAGUUCUCAGCUUUCCUCAUGCAAACAGCGGACGGAGAACCCUAUGAGAAAUCUGCACUGAAAGACAUGCUUUCAUGGAUCGGUCCAUUCUUAGCCUCUCUCAAAGGUCAUCACCAGCCCUCCGCCUGUAGGUACUUGGCUACGCUGCUCGUACAGCAGCUCCAAGACCUCAGAAUUCCAAAUCUUGCCCGGUACCAUUGUUUCCACGUUGGCCUGCAGAGCUUGCUCACGACUCUUCGUCGAUUUACGGACCAUGAGUCUUCCAGAAGCUCCGUUGAUAGUGUGGUGCUGAAGGAAACCAUGGAUGUCGUCGCCGUCACGAUCAACAAUAUCCUGAGUCCCCCAUUAUUCACCGUUGAGCAAAAACGCCAAGAAGAGAUCAGAUCCCUGUGCAUGGACGUCGUUCGCAACACUUUAGCUCUCGAGUGCCAAUCUUUGAAGAGUGACUACGAGGUCAUUCUGAGGCACGGUACUCUUUCCCAUGGCGUCUCCACCUACUCGGCCACUGUAUGGGAAGCAGUGAUCAAGCACCUACGGCAAGAGAACCCCGACCUGUCGACGGCGACGCUGCUUGGAGUGCUCCCUCUUGUUGGCCUGGAAAAAUUCCCGCCCAAGGGUGAUGGAAGCGGAGAGAAGAAGCACUUCAACAUGAUCUACGACCACUUGACUCGCUUGUGCUGCCAGAUGAUUGAACGGCUCGCGGAAUUCUCGCCGGAGCAUCUCAUGCCCCUGUUCCGAAGCCAAGACACAAGUAGUGCGUUGAUCUCAACAUUGUUCGCUGCAGAUCUAAACACCUACCAAGCUGCCGUGGAUCUCAUCAAGAAUGUCAGCGGUCAAUUCGCUCGACGAGAUGCUAUCUCGUACCUUUUGGAGACCUCCUUCACGACGACCAUGUAUGGUCUCAGUUGGUCCUUCCGGCGCAUCUCCAACAUGAAGACGUUCGCUCCUGCCCCGCGAAUGUUGCACACAGGAACCGAUAUCGUAGAGAUUCUUUGUAACAGCCAGUCAGGUAUGCUGCGUACACGCAGUUUCGUGGACCGGCGGGAAAUCCUGUCGCUUCAGAAACUCUGGGAGUUUUUGUGGCAGGCCUUGGCCACCAUCUUCGAUGAGACUGAGGCGUGGCACAUGCGUGGCAAUGACAAGGAUGUCAUGCUGGAUUUCUGCCGGGAUACCAUUCAAUUCGCCAACUCUCUCUUCGAUCAAUAUGGUGUGUUCUUGGGAGCAGUGGGGGGUUCCGAUGUGGCUCAGAAGGCUGUCUCUGAGAAUUUCAUCAAGUCACCCACAGCCACCAUGAGUGCUAUGGUGAAGUGGCUGCGUUUGAAAGACGAGUAUUUGGCUACUUCGCUGGUUGCGUUGGUAUCAAAAAUCCUCAGGCGGCUGGGAAGUCUAGAGGUGACAACAGUCCAGGCAGAAGCCCUAAGUUUCAUUGAGGGAACUGCGGUGCAUGGAACAAUCAAAACAAUCCUGACCAGUCGCGACAAGGCAGAACUCGUUCGCUCACUUGAGGCCUACACCAAAAAGCCUGUGGUCACUGCCUCCACGGCCUCCCUAAAAAGGCAAUCAUCCAUCACCUCGUUUGCUCGUCGCCCCACCAAUCUUUCUUCACCUUCUUCACCCUCCUCUCGCGUUCCCAGUGACGACGAAUUCGAAGAUAUUCCUGACGAAACCUUCUUGGAUCUUUCUCGCUCUGUUGAAUUAAACAAAACUCGACUUGCUCUUUCUACAAAGCAAAAGCCUCAGGCCUCUCCAGCCAUGUCUGCUGCACUGCAGACACGGGCUGGGCUGCCGAAGGCUGUCAUCGCCUCACGGGCGACGAAGAGUGAUGUCAACAGUGUGCUUUCCUUCCGCGAGAAGCGUGAACGCGAAAAAGAAGCCAAAAAGAAGCGAGACCUGGCAGAGUUAGCCAGACUGAAGAAGAACAUGCCUCAACGUGGGGUGGCAGAGCAGACAGCCGAGCAGGGCUCUGGCCUGAAAGGUAUUGGUGUGAAGGGUAAAGAUCAUUCGAUUCUCUUAGACAGCAUGAUGGUUUCGUCUGGCUCGGACACCGAUACUGAAAGUGAAGAUGAUUUAGAUCAAGAGCUCUUCGGUGCGAAGCCCAAGAAGACAGAUGCGGCGCCCGAGGUAAAGAAAAAGCCGCCCCAACAGGAGCCCUUCAAGAAGAAGAAGCGUCAACGCUCAGUAAAGGAUAUGCGUGCCCGUCUGUCCCCCGAUCUUUCGUCCCUCCAUCACAAGAUUCUGUCCUGGGACUACUUCACAGAAGGUGAUGUCCCCACCGCUGAUCGCACGGACUACACUCUGGUUUCGAACACGUUCCGCUCCCCCCAAGAGUACAAGAAAACAUUCGAGCCUCUGUUGGUGCUUGAGGCGUGGCAAGCGUUCCAGGCCGCCAAAGAAGAUGGCGCAUCCUAUUUCAAGCCGUUCGAGGUCAAAGUGAUGACUCGUUUGACCGUGGAUUCCUGGAUUGAGGCUAGCACCGUGCCUCUGGGCCAAAAUACGAAGGACCUUUACCUCGGCGAGGGUGACCUUGUCCUGUUCUCCAACGACGCCCGUCCACAUGAGAAGAAGGAUGUACCCCAUAUUUUGGCUCGAGUCUCUGCCGUCAAAUGGAAAAACGGAAAAAUCGAGGUGACUUACCGCAUGAAUCCUGGCCAGAGCAAAUUCCUUCAGACAUUUACCGUCGGUUCCACUGCCUUUGGUGUCAAAAUCACCUCUUUGACCGCCGUGGAGCGUGAAUUUGGUGCGCUCAUGGCCUUGGAAUAUUACGAUCUUUGCGAGGAAAUCGUGCUGGCGAAGCCUUCACCACUCCUCACGUACUCGGAUACCACCUUGCGACCCUUGAUUGAACACUACGAGAUCAACCGUGCUCAAGCCAAGGCGAUCAAGUCAGCCAUGGACAAUGAUGGCUUCACCCUCAUUCAGGGUCCCCCCGGUUCUGGAAAGACGAAGACAAUCACCGCACUUGUGGGCAGUCUCCUGACACACAGCCUCAACAGGGCUGCUGUAAGCAUAGGGCCUCCUCGUCCGAAUUCGUCUCGAAAGAUCCUGGUUUGCGCACCAAGUAACGCCGCCGUGGACGAACUUGUGAUGCGAUUGAAGGAUGGGGUGAAGACCCGAAGCGGUCGUUGGGAGAAAGUAUCUGUUAUUCGCCUCGGAAGAAGCGAAGCUAUCAACCCCAAGGUGAUUGAUGUCACUCUCGAUGAGAUGGUCAACCGACGACAGGAACAAAUCACCGACGACAAGAAAAGUAUCGAUGUGAACAAACUCUGCGAUAUGCACAAAGCAACGGAUUCUGAGUUCAAAGACCUGCGGGCCAAUAUUGAUGACUGCCGAGCGCGAGGCAUUGAACCACCCGAUGAGUUGCGACGUGAAUUUGAGUUGACAAAGAAGAAGCGAGCCCAGCUGAGUAAAGAUAUCGAUAUGGCCCGCGACCAGGUUGCCGGUCUGGCCCGUACCGCUGAUAUGCAGAGACGCAAGAUCCAGCAGUCCAUCAUCGAUGGUGCCCAUAUCAUCUGUACUACACUCAGCGGUUCCGGUCACGAUUUGGUCCUGAGCAUGAACGUGGAAUUUGAGACAGUCGUCAUCGAUGAAGCUGCUCAAUGUAUUGAGCUGAGCGCUCUUAUCCCGCUGAAGUAUGGCUGUUCCAAAUGUAUUCUCGUGGGAGAUCCCAAGCAGUUGCCACCCACAGUCUUGUCGAAGAUGGCUUCGAAAUUCCAAUACGAGCAGAGUUUGUUCGUGCGCAUGCAGAAGAAUUUCCCGAAGGACGUGCAUCUUUUGGAUGUUCAAUACCGUAUGCACCCGGAAAUCAGUGCCUUCCCAAGCCUCACUUUCUAUGAUGGCAGACUUGAGGAUGGCCCGGACAUGUCCAAGCUUCGUGCUCGCCCCUGGCACCAAAGUGAGCUGCUUAGCCCGUACCGAUUCUUCGACGUGCAGGGAAUGCAUCACAGUGCCGCCAAAGGGCACUCAUUGGUCAACUAUGCCGAAAUCCAGGUGGCCAUGCAGCUCUAUGAGCGGUUGAUCACGGAUGUCAAAGACUUUAACUUCGAAAACAAGAUUGGCAUCAUCACGCCUUACAAAGGCCAACUGCGUGAGCUGAAGAGUCGGUUUGCUGACAAAUAUGGUGUUGAAAUUCUGAGAAUUGUCGACUUCAACACCACCGACGCAUUCCAGGGUCGUGAGAGUGAGAUCAUCAUUUUUUCCUGCGUGCGAGCCUCCAAUAAGGGCAUUGGUUUCUUGUCUGAUAUCCGUCGAAUGAAUGUCGGUCUUACUCGUGCCAGAUCUUCUUUGUGGGUACUCGGCAAUUCUGCCGCUCUAAUGCAGGGUCAAUACUGGAAGGGCCUCAUCACCAAUGCUCGAGAGCGAAACCUUUACACCGAGGGCAAUAUCGCUCGGCUCCUUGAGCGACCCCAGUUCACGGGCUACAAGAAUGUCGAAAUGGCCGACGUCGCUGCAAGCACCGCCGCAUCCAAGUCCGCAUCACCGUCACAGCAAUCUGCUCGCUCCAGCGACUCGCCUGCUGAGGUCGCGGCUCCUCCGGUGGCUCCCCAACCAGUGGUGGUUCCCAAGCCAGUUGGUCUCCCGACCCCUCGUCCCGAUGGACCCUCUGGCGGUGCUGCUGGUCUUGACGAGAGCAAGGCCUGUGGCAUUUGUGGUAGCAAUGAACAUUUCACCCACAACUGUGACAACGAUGAAGCUCAGGCGGCCGCGCGUGGCCAAUGCUUCCGGUGUCGCGGGUUUGGCCAUAACAAGAUGACUUGCACGGCUGUGCGCUGUCUCGAAUGUGGUAAAAUCGGCCAUCCAGCCAUCAAAUGCGCUGGAAAGCCACUUCCCCGGCAGGAGAAGGCUCGAAUCGCCCAUGAAGAACGCCGUCGUUUCGAGUACCAGAAACAAAACGCCGAACGCCAGCGACAGCGCCAGAUGGGUGGUCAUGAUCCCAAGAUUCCGACGAUCGCGGUGAGCACCCAGCCAACUCCAGCCAGUACUGAAGGCCCUGGUACGAAGCGCAAGCGACCCGAGGCGCCUGGUGAUGGCCAAAAGGCUCCACGGCUCCAACCAGCCAAAAAGUCCCGGCUCCUUCCUCCGGGUCUCGUUGGUCCAGCGCCUCGCAUUGUUCGUCCCGGGCAGUCGAGCGUCAAAAAAGCGUCUCCAGGUACCGAGGGGGCGAACGCGAACAACACCCAGGCGCCUCAGCCUGCUCCCUCGAACCCGCGGCCCCUGUCCCGAAAGAAGCCAGCGGAUCCGUUCAUUCGACCCAACCGAAAGCUAAUCAAGAUCUCUCCAUUGCCACGCUUGACGUCUACUCCUGCAGGACUGGUGGCGUAUGUCGAAGUGUCAGACGGCAAGGGUCGACCUUUCGCGUCGUCGGACAGCACUCGAGGUGAGAAUGUUGGGGGUGGCUAUCCUGCGUCGGCCAGAGAUGCCCUCGCUGGCUACGCAAAAGGUGUUGCUGGGGCCGAGUUCCACAAGGAGCGCAAUGGAAGCUCAAGCCUCUCCCUCCCCACGUCUGGUGGAACCUCCUUCGAGCUGCGCGGAAUAGUGGAGAAUGAGAUCGACUGGAUCGGCGUCCGCGAUGGUCUCCCCCGAAAAGAGUGGAGUGUAUCUCGUCAAAAGCCUAUCGAGAACUUUGGAUACCUCACAUUAUGCGGACGCCGCGUGCACUCUGUUUGCGUCGAGAGCCACCUCCAAGCCAGCCUGGACUUGAUGAUUGGGUUUGACUGGAUCAACAACAAGAAAGACUUUUGA
Penicillium oxalicum is the source of this 6789-nucleotide messenger RNA. Its product is annotated as putative tRNA-splicing endonuclease. The record is from RefSeq and is a predicted model, not a curated record. NCBI's taxonomy places the organism in Eukaryota, Fungi, Ascomycota, Eurotiomycetes, Eurotiales, Aspergillaceae. Gene Ontology annotation, molecular function: helicase activity; zinc ion binding; transcription termination site sequence-specific DNA binding. The coding region runs from base 1 to 6789 and encodes 2262 amino acids. Gene Ontology annotation, biological process: termination of RNA polymerase II transcription. The transcript is spliced from 6 exons. Gene Ontology annotation, cellular component: nuclear body.